AAAGUUGUGCUAAAUAUAAACUAUCAUGUGACUUCUAACAUGGGCGCUGCGUUUGCCCUGUUGUCAUGUUGCGAGUAGGUAUCGAGCGAAAUAAGCUGGAAUGAAAAGCAUGGAAAAUCCCAGUCAUGGUUUGACAGAGGAGGACCUAAACACUUCUAGUGAUUAUUCUAAAUACGGGAUCACAGAUGUUCCAAAAUACACCGUCACGACUGCACUAGGAAAGUCUAAGACAUUUGCUGGAUUAUUUCCAAAAGAGUGGGCAUUUUGUUAUUCUGCUGUCAACAUACUCGCAGCAAUAUGCCUGACAAUUGUAAGGCUUGUUGAGGUAGCUGAGACAGAUCUGGAGUCACCCGACUUCACCUUCACCAUUCUUCUCCUUAUCAAUGCAGGAUUCUGUGCAUUUUAUGUAGUACAUGGCAUUCUUCGAGAAAGAGUAUACGAGAUUUAUGCAUUUGUGGCAGCGAUCUUAGUGGUGUUGAUGUACUGCAUCCUAGAAUACAGUCUGUUCAAUCCUGCAGGACGCAGCACUGUCAAACUGGUGCGUCUGAUAGUUGCGUGCAUCCUGGCACCACCAAACAUACUGAUUGCCAUCAUUGUAUCCAAGCAGUUUGGCUACCUGGAGUUCCGCAUUGUUGGAGCCUCAAAACUCCUGCAAACACUUUAUCGGCAAGCGGCUCUUUUUUCAUGUCUGCUCAAGUUUGACCUGCAAACUUCAACCAGCAUUGUUGUUUUGGCCUUGAAGGAGGGGACAUCAUUCUCAAUGCUCGAGACAGUUUCCUUAUCUGUUGGCCUUCCCUUCUCAUUUGGUUGGUGUCUGCUGGGAUGGGUCAUGCUUAGGAAGGAACUGAAGUGGGGAGCCAUUUUGUUUUUUGUGCUGGGAUUUGUUAAACCCUGCUACUACAUAUAUAAAGUGGUGAAGAUUUACACUGACUUACGAGAUGGGAUUGAUGUCAGUUCCACAAUCAUUUACUCACUCCUUGCAGCCACUGCACUGGCGCUGUUGGUAUGGUUGAUGAUCAUGGUGGAGCUUUACAUUGUCUACAGCAACUUUGGAAAGGGUUUGAAAGAGCAAACAAGAGAUGUUGUGGCAACAGAGAAGACUGGUCUCCUGUCUAACAAUCGGUCACGAUGGCGAUAAAGCUUGUAGCAGCAAUUUUCAGCUUUUGAGUGAUGGUCAGGUGAAGAGGCUGUGAAGAGGACAUUUUUGCAAGAUUUUAAAGCCAAGUGGUUUGCAAAAAAUGUCUUCAAUGAUUCAUUCCAAUAUAAAGUGGCAUCUAGAUAUUACUUAUAGCAAGGUAAGAUGUGUCUUCCCUUUGAAGACACCCAGCAUAUUCUCAUGUAAAGAAAGAUUGCUCAUAACUUUCCUUUGCAUUGGUUGGGUACUUGAAAUGUGUGGUUAUCUGAGACUGUAUCUUCUUGCUAGUGCUCUAGAAAAUCAAAGGGAAUGCAGUCAAUAGCGCAUUAUAUGCUGUGAUUUUUGCUUUAUACAUAUUAGGUGCUUAUUUAUUUUCAUCAAGAUUAGUGAAGACAGAUUUCUGCCAGCGCAUGUGUUUCUCUGGUCAUUUUGAGAAGGUUUUAUCACAUCAAGAUCUGGACUUCGUAAGCCAUUGUCUUGGUGCCCAUCUCCACUGCAUAGAAAACAGCAGUCACAAAAUACAGAAUGAUACUGUGGAUGCAAGUAGAAUUCUUACUAUGUGGAACAAGCCUACAAGAAUACAAUACAGAACAAAAGUUGUAUUCCUCUGCUCAAUGUCUAGUGAAAGGGUAGAUUGUUAGAGUGUGCAAGGUAUAUUUGACAAACGGUGCUGAUUUAGAAAAAUGUUCAGUAGUAUUUGUACUUCACAAAGCAAAGAGCCUGAACUGUGAACAGUGAUGCAAUAUUUUGUAGCUGCAAAGUAAUCAAAUGCAAGUGCAGACUGCUUGUUGGCUUAAUAAUUGUUUGUUGAUCUGCUGAAUCUGGUCGUGCUGCCUUGUUAUCAUGCUGAUAUGUUAUUAUCUUUCAUGAAAGGUAGGUUAUUCUUUUUUUGUCAGUUUUAACAUGAGCUUAGUUAAGUUUAGAGUUCUCAACCGGAAGACCAUAAAAACUAAUGUAAUCAGGUGAAACAUAAUUGAAAUACUAAGAAAGUUUCUUCUUCUUGGCUGUUUACCAAGUUCAUCAAGCCAACUAAAAUACAUGUACUCGUAUCUCAACUCCACCACUGACCAGAGCUGACUCACACACAAGUGAUAAGAGCUGGUAUUUAAUUCAGCCCUUACUGACAUCAUUGUCCUUUCAUGAAUUUCUUGAGUAGUUAAGUUAGCAAGACAAACCUUUCAAGACAUGUCAGCUGCCGUUGUAUCAAAAAUAAAAAUAUGGUUACAAUUCGUCUUUUGAGAGUAAGCAUAAAAAUUCAGAAGAAAAACUUUUUUACAUUUUAGAGUGCUGUUGUUAUUGUUUACUGUUCUUGAAGAUGAAUUUUUGGACUGAUCAUGUUACUUUGUAUAACUCAUGGAAGUUCAUUUAGAGUCGUUUCCAAUGAUAAACUGUGAUUAUUGUCAUUCCAUAUUUGUUGUAUUUGCUCACCCACGACAUGAAAAUUUAUCAGUUUUUUAACUCACUUUUAAGAAUUAGGAAAUGUACAAAACAGAACAAAGUCUGAUUUUAUCUUGGGUAGAUGUAUACAGAUUUUGUUAAUUUUGCAAUUUGGUAUUUUUUCUUCUUACCCUAUAAUAAUACUGUGGAGACUUUUCUGACAUAAAUUUAAAGAUGAA
Pomacea canaliculata is the source of this 2751-nucleotide messenger RNA. RefSeq lists its product as uncharacterized. The record is from RefSeq and is a predicted model, not a curated record. Lineage: Eukaryota; Metazoa; Mollusca; Gastropoda; Architaenioglossa; Ampullariidae.